CCUCAACAUGUCACCGAUGCCACUUCAGUUUCUGCUUCUCUAACUCUUCAGGCAACAUGGAAACUCUCUAUGUAAACCAAACUCUAACGCAACUCCUUUCAUCAAAACCAAAACUCCCACUCUCUAAUUCUAUCACUCCCCAAAGCCUCUGCUUCUUUCCCAAGCCAACAAUCCUCUCCAAGGCCAACAAGAAUUUUGCUCUAUUUGCUGUUCAAAACCAAGAAACAGGGAACACAGUUGAAGCAAGCAUCGGCGAUGAAUCCUACGGUGAAGUCAGCAAAAUCAUCGGCAGCAGAGCUCUCCCCGGUGGGAAGGGGAUGGAAUACUUGAUAGAGUGGAAAGACGGUCACGACCCUUCAUGGGUUCCACAAGAUUUUAUAGCCGAGGAUGUGGUGGCUGAAUACGAGACCCCAUGGUGGACAGCGGCUAAGAAAGCUGACGACAAGGCCUUGGCUCAACUUUUAGCAGCAGAGGAAGAUUGGCGCGACGUGGAUGCUGUAGACAAAGAUGGCAGAACAGCGCUCCUCUUUGUGUCCGGUCUUGGCUCGGAGCCCUGCGUUAAGAUCCUAGCUGAAGCCGGAGCUGAUAUUGACCAUCGUGAUAAUGCUGGCGGGUUAACGGCUCUUCAUAUGGCAGCAGGGUAUAUAAAGCCUGGUGUGGCUAAGCUUUUGUUGGAUCUCGGGGCAGAUCCUGAAGUGGAAGACGACAGGGGUUUGACACCAUUAGCUUUAGCAAAAGAGAUUCUGAAGGUGACCCCAAAAGGGAACCCAAUGCAAUUUGGGAGAAGAUUGGGGCUUGAAAGUGUGAUAAAGGUGUUAGAAGAGUCGAUAUAUGAGUAUGCAGAGGUGGAGGAGAUAUUGGAGAAGAGAGGGAAAGGUGAAAACUUGGAGUAUUUGGUGAGAUGGAAAGACGGUAGCGAUAAUGAGUGGGUUAAAGCAAGGUUUGUGGGUGAGGAUUUGUCGAGUGACUUUGAGGCAGGGCUGGAGUAUGCAGUCGCGGAGGCAGUUUUGGGGAAACGAAUGGGGGACGAUGGAAACAACGAGUACCUUGUGAAAUGGGUGGAUAUGGAGGAGGCCACUUGGGAGCCGGAGGAGAACGUGGACACUGAUUUGGUAAAGGAGUUUGAAGCAGGACAGGUCGAGGCGCCUUUCAAGAACCAGCAGCCGAGUUUGGAUUGAUGUAAACGGUGGCUGUGAAAUCAAAGUGUAGACGAUUGGAUUUUUGGUCUUGUAAUUUCCUUCUCUUAAUUACGACUGUUUUGAUUGAAAAAUGGGACGUCAGCCAUUGGUCCUAUAAUGGAUAUUAUUUGCAUGUC
Hibiscus syriacus is the source of this 1315-nucleotide messenger RNA. RefSeq names its product signal recognition particle 43 kDa protein, chloroplastic. The transcript has a single exon. Bases 57 to 1178 code for a protein of 373 amino acids. Gene Ontology annotation, molecular function: protein binding. Lineage: Eukaryota; Viridiplantae; Streptophyta; Magnoliopsida; Malvales; Malvaceae. The record is from RefSeq and is a predicted model, not a curated record.